Oncorhynchus gorbuscha (pink salmon) is the source of this 3826-nucleotide messenger RNA. RefSeq names its product complement C1q tumor necrosis factor-related protein 4-like. The record is from RefSeq and is a predicted model, not a curated record. Lineage: Eukaryota; Metazoa; Chordata; Actinopteri; Salmoniformes; Salmonidae. Gene Ontology annotation, molecular function: protein binding. Bases 128 to 1216 code for a protein of 362 amino acids. The transcript is spliced from 2 exons.
GCUGCUUACACAGCCUCCCAGACAGCAGCAGCAGGUUGAUACACACAGACAGUUCCUGGUGCAGAAGCUCUUUUGGAGAACUUUGAGCAUUUCUCUCCUACAGCACAGUCUACUACACAGAGGAAAGAUGACUACACCAGCUAGCCGUCUCCUGAUUGGCCUGAUGUGUCAGGUAACCUGCACGUGGGCCUUCGCUCGCCUGCCCGAGGAUGCAGAACUGCGUUCUGCCUUUUCAGUGGCACGCACCAGCAGCAUGGAGGGUGGACCAAAGAUGGUGGUGACCUUUGACAAGGAGUAUGUUAACAUCGGUGGGGACUUUGAUCCAAAGGCAGGCAUGUUCCGCUGCCGCAUCCCCGGAGCAUACUACUUCUCCUUCACAGUGGGGAAGUUCCCCAGUCGUGACCUGUCAGUCAUGCUAAUGAAGAACAGGAAUGAGGUGCAGGCAAUUGUGUAUGAUGAGAAUGCGGGAGAGGAGCGUAAGGUGCAGAGCCAAAGCGCCAUGCUGCAGCUGGACUUUGGUGACACAGUCUGGCUCCGCCUUCACGGUGAUCCCCGCUAUGCCAUCUACAGCAACACAGGUCACUACACCACCUUUAACGGCUACCUAAUCUACCCUGACACCUACACCUUCCAAGACCGCAAGCACGAGGACCCAACUCCCAUGUAUGGAAAUGAGGCGAAUGCCAAUGACCACACCCUAACAGACCAGGAUGGGCUGGGAGAAAAGGACAACGUAGAGAAGAGAGAGGAGGUAGAGGAUAAAGAGGAGGACCAGAGGUCAGCCUUCUCCGUUGGCCGCACUCAGAGCAUCGUAGGGGUGGACCAGGGCUUCACAGAACACCGUCCUAUCUCCUUUGACACAGACUUUGUCAACAUUGGCGCUGACUUUAACGUCACCAAAGGUGUAUUCACCUGCCGUAUUCCAGGAGCCUACUUCUUCUCCUUCAAUGCUGGCAAGCUUCCCCACAAAACCCUGUCAAUCAAGCUGAUGAAGAACCACCUGGAGGUGCAGGCCAUGAUCUACGAUGACAGUGACACUGAGAAGGCUCUGCAGAGCCAAAGUCUGAUGCUGUCUCUGCGCCGUGGGGAUAUCGUCUGGCUUUAUAGCCACCAGCGCGAUGGCUUUGGAGCAUACAGCAACCAUGCCAAGUAUAUAACCUUCACUGGCUUCCUGGUCUAUCCAGAAAUACAAAAACUAGCCACCAAUCAGCAGUAACAGCAGAGCCAGAAGCCAUAAGGGACAGUGUCAAGAACACAGUUGGCUGUGGACCUACUACACUCAAUUAUUCUAUGUCCAGCUAAUUCUUUCAAUGGGUUUACUUUGUCAAACUCCAACUUGCAGUCUUGAAUUAAUGAAGAUGUUACUACAUACUAGCAUUUUUGCUAUUUUCAGGAUAUGAUGUCUCAGUUAAUACUUAUCUGGAUUUUUUAUCAAUGUCUUGAAAGGCAUUGUCAAAUAAUGGGGACACUUGUUUUGUGUCACAUUUAGUAUUUUUCCUUCAUUUUAGAGUGAGUUUCUGAUAAGGCCUGUGUCAGAUCACAAUGAAAUAAAAUGGCAUUUUGAACCAAAAACCAUGACCAACACUUAGAAUAAAUGUCCUGUUACAGUGCAGGGCUGUCCAUUGGACCAAUACAGGCACCAUACUCAUCCUUGUUGUAGCUUGAAAUCUGCUAGUUUUGGACCUCGGGGCACCAGGCUCAUAAUUGGAUUUCUAACUUAGCAGAGUUAAAUUUAUUUACUCAGCUGGUGACCGCUGUGGAGAAAAUUGAAUUACCUAUAUCAUCCCUUAUGAUAAACGUGCCGGUUUAAUUCACACACCCGAGAGAGAAAAAUGCUCUUAAAAUUGUGCCAUGCUUCAGCAAAUUAGUCUGUUUGAGAGGUCAUUUAAACAACAUAAAAAAUAGCAUAUAGUCCAAUUAUAAUGUUAAUUUUACUCUCCAGCAAAUACUGUAUUUUGAUUCUCCAUGUCACACCCUGAUCUGUUUCACCUGUUUUAUGCUUGUCUCCACCCCCCCCCACCAGGUCUCUCCCAUUUGUCCCCAUUAUCCCCUGUGUAUUUAUACAAGUGUUCUCUGUUUGUCUGUUGCCAGUUAGUCUUGUCAGUGUGUUUUUCCCUGUUUGAGUCGCUGUUUUCUAGUCUUCCCGGUUCUGACCCUGCCUGCCGUUCUGUACCUCAUUGACUCUGCCCUGGAUUACUGACCUCUACCUGCCCCCUUGUAUAAUAAAUAUUAUGAGAACUGUACUAUCCGCCUCCUGUGUCUUCAUCUGGGUCAUAUCCUGAAUUGUGUGGGAAUAUUGGGUUAUGUACACCAUCUCUGGGUAGUGUUCCUUUUUUAGUUUGAAUUAGCAUCUUAUCAAAAGGAAUAAACACAAUGAGACACUUACUGAAUAAUGAGAGACUAUUUCAGUAAUAGUUAGUCCCCCUAUUAAUGGUCAUCUACUAUGCGAAUAGCAGGUUGAUUUUUGUCAUGAAUCUUGCCCUGGAGGCAGAACUGAGCCAUUUCCGCUAGCUGCAGUCAAAAUGUCAUUUAUGGUCUUAAUUUAAAGUUAGGCAUUAGGGUUAGCAAUGUAGUUAAGGUUGUUUAAAAUCCGAUUUUAUGACUUUGUGGCUGUGCCAGCUAGUGACCACUCAGCAGAGCUGCCUCCAGAACAAGAUUCAUGGAGAAAAAUACUUACCUGCCUGUGAUUGCGGUGUCAGGCAUAUACUCACUCCUGCAGUGCUGCCCUCACACAACCUACUUUUGGAGCACAUCCUAAGUCACACUCCUGACUCCCUAAUGCCCAAGUGUCACUAAUCGUGGCAACUUUUGUACCCUGAGGGUGGAAUGACUUUUUCAAUACAGCAAAUUAAAAAAAAUGAAACUGAUGUAUAAUUUUUCAAUUUGCAUGGGAAAAUUGUAGUUUAGCAUUUGCUUUGUAGUUCUGAUUUAAAUCAUUAUGUGCAUGGACUGCAGUAGGAAAUAGUCAUCGAGUUGAGUGGAUCAAAUUUGUAUAACAGCUUUAAUUAUUAUAUACAAUUGGCCUAGCGUCGUCCGGGUUAGGGAGGGCUUUGCCAGUAGGGAUAUCCUCGUCUCAUCGCGCACCAGCGACUCCUGUGGCGGGCCGGGCACAGUGUGCGCUAACCAAGGUUGCCAGGUGCACGGUGUAUCCUCCGACACAUUGGUGCGGCUGGCUUCCGGGUUGGAUGCGCACGGUGUUAAGAAGCAGUGCGGCUUGGUUGGGUUGUGUCAUGAAAGACGUAUGACUUUCAACCCUAGUCUCCCCCGAGCCCGUACGGGAGUUGUAGCGAUGAGACAAGAUAGUAGCUACUAAACAAUUGGAUACCAUGAAAUUGGGGAGAAAAAGGGGUAAAAUAAAAAAGUUUUAAAUUAAAUACACUAGCAUGACAACUUUUGAGAGCGUAAGAAACCCACAAAAAAUAUUAUUUCUUAGAGCUCAGUGAGAUCAAUUUCCAGAGAGAUAACAGGCAUUAUGAUAUUGGGAAUGGAGUCUUGGAGAAUAUUUUGACUAAUAAUUUCAUGCAUGCUGUCAUGGAGAAUAAUCAUCUAACAGCUUUGAAGAUCUUCUUUGUAAUGAGACUGUAAUUCUAUCCGUAACUUUUUUGGUUGGAAAUAACUUUAUUGUAAGUGGUACAUUGGUGACCUGUACUUAUAUCUUUGUCCUUGCAAAGGAAUGAUUGUGAACUGCAUAAAAUUUUGCCCUGGGUACAUUCAACCCAUGUGUUAGUCAUCUGCUUCUUGUUGGCUCCUUGAGAUGUUAAAAAUACUUGUUAUACAAUGGAUGCUUUGGAACAUGUGAAGCAGAAUAAAUAAAAGUUAAUGUAUA